ACGGAAUGAGUCACUGCACUCUGUGGGAUAGGCAGGACGUAUAUACAUGAUCUGCUCUGACGUGUUUCUAAAUUUGGAGACUAGUUAUAACUGCCAAACUUUAGGGGUUGUGGCACACUGCGUGCGAGAGGACGGAUCGUGGAAUUCUAAAUACGGGUGGAGAAUUAACACCCUUGUUGAAAAAUGGCAGGGAAAUCAGUGAUGUUUCUUUUUGUCUGCGCCUUGACGCUCAUUACUGAAGGUCAGGCGGCCUCCAGACAAAAACGCUCCUUACCACAGUUUGCCCUCAUGAUGACGUGUGCUACAGGAACCAAUCCAUUGGAGUAUAAUGGCUACGGCUGCUAUUGUGGUUCCGGAGGGGGUGGAACGCCAGUCGACGCUACUGACAGGUGCUGCUAUGCGCAUGACCAGUGCUAUUCAAGACUCAAGAGCGACGGUCAUUGCGUCAAGGAAACUGGGGACGUGUACACCAUGCUGUAUCGAUCGAAGCAAAAGAACUGUGGACAGAGUAACGUCCAGAUCACAUGCAAGCGUGCAAGGCAGUACAACUGGCUAGAGUCACUGGCCGUCUUCUGGAAGACCAACUGCGCUGCUGGAGCCUGUGAAUGCGACCGCCAGGCCGCCCUCUGCUUCAAGCGGAACCGGGGCACUUUCUCUAGAAGCUACGUCAAUUAUCAUAAAUACACACGCUGCAGGUAUUGAGGUGGAUCGGGACUCAGUGAAACAAUACAUGAACAUUAGCAUGCUAUGGAUCCUUAAAUGGUUGCACUGAUAUUAAAGCUUUGGCCGCUUGAAUGUGCUCUUAUAGUAAUGUCGGACGCGAAAAAGUCUAUAUAUGUUUUGAACGUACAGCCCGCAUUAAUUGGUGCCAAUAUGACACGUACAAUUCUGUGGAAAUAACGAUCUUGCCCUACCCUUAGCCUAAAAGCUCAUUGCCGGUUUUAAACGAUAAUUGUGUGUGUCACCUUCCCCCCCCCCCCCCCCCCCCCGGAAAUGUGUCCCUGGAUAUUUACCGGCUCACAACCCAGUAAAUCUGUCCGGGGACACAUUUACCUAUAGGUAAAUCCCCCUUCGAGUAAAAUCUGUCCCUGCUCAAACAUUAAACCCCCCGGUAAAUUUGUCCCCGUUAGGCGCUAUGAUGUUGGGAACAUUGACCAAUCAAAGUAGGCGUUAUAUCAAUGCGGCCAUCGCCGAGCCAGGAAUUACUACGCGUGCAAAAAGUCCACAAAAUACGGAUUGCUGCCAUUUUUUUUUUUACUUAGGUGGACCUCUGCGCUAUUCAUCUGCUAAUUUGUUUUAUGGAGAGCUCUCAUUUAUCCUCUCUUUGAAUACUUUCCAAAAUUUCAAAAUUCAAAACAAUUUCUGGCUGUAAAAUGAGUUUGAAGGGGGUAAACAUGUAGUGGACACAUGGUGGCGCUCCAUGUGUGCUCUACACUGUACGCACGGAUGCCAACCUCGUUACCAAGAAUGCCAUUUAGGCCUAUGAGCCUUGGAGUGAGGAUCCAUGAUUAUAGUGUCCUCUAUAUAAUCCAAAAGGAUAUUUUGCCGUUUUGUUCAUUUGACAUUUCUUUAUUUUUCUAUCAGUGUCUGUGUAUGUUUUGAUGCCAAUGUUACACAUCUCUGGAAGAUGUUCAUAAUAAAAGCUAUUGAAA
Molecule: messenger RNA, 1652 nt
Organism: Patiria miniata (bat star)
Lineage: Eukaryota; Metazoa; Echinodermata; Asteroidea; Valvatida; Asterinidae
Product: basic phospholipase A2 RVV-VD-like
Exons: 4
Coding region: 184-702 (172 amino acids)
Biological process (GO): lipid catabolic process; arachidonate secretion; phospholipid metabolic process
Molecular function (GO): phospholipid binding; calcium ion binding
Source: RefSeq, a predicted model, not a curated record